AUGGAUGCUAGAUCGCCGUUGCGGUCUGUCUCUAAUGUCUCCAACCAGUCGGGCCAGCAGGAUACCGUUCAAGUGAGACCAAAAAAACCGAAGGCGAAGGACACGACACCGGAAUGGCGGAAACGACUUGUCCAUGGAGAACUGCCUUCUGGCGAGCAGCGCGAUUUGUUUGCGCCGAUAGGACUGGAAAGCGUUUUCAAGCCUCCAACACCAGGCUCAGAUACAAAACAGAAAGAUGCCUUCGCAAAGAUGAAACCAGCCGAUGAUAUGUGGGAUUUUACAAAUAACAGCUCCGCGCGCAAACACACCAGAAAGCCCAGCAAGCUUUCGAUCGAGACGUCCGGAGCGAAUAGCGAAGAUUCUCUGGACCAGGAUUCUGGGCAGUCAGAAGGAGCAGCGACAGUGCAGCGUGAUAACCUAGAACCAAUCGGAAGCCCUACACCGUCUUCAAAUGGAACUCUGGAGAUCAAGAAAGCGCCUGACAAGGACGCACACCAUUUCAAUAAAAGCGGUCAUGGUGCAUCCCGGAAUGAGAACCAGAUACGCACUGCAAGCGGAUUGGAGGAUCUUCGCAAUGAAGGUAUUACGCCGAUCGUGUUCUCACGGGUCAACACUGUGGAAGGACAGGCAACGUCGGAGGUCAUAAAGUCAGCCCUGAAACAAGUGACGAACAAGCUUGAAAGACUUUCGGUGGGUGCACGGGAGCGACCGGAUUCUAGAGCCAGCGAUAGCGUCUUGCUCCAUCAACCAAGUGAGCUCUUGGACUCUCUUCCAGAAGAUGACCUACUGGAUACCACAAGUCAUUCUUUACCUCAGGACCUUUCCACUGGCACUCUGGACUACCGAGGACGCGGCGCCUUUGCGAACCUGCGCGGAGAGCAAAAUCUAACCGACGGUCUCUUUCCGCAGCGACGAACCCCCACUUUACCAAGACCUUCUUCUGCGUACGCUAGAGCACCCAGUGGUGACGGCAACCUCAUUGCCAUGCCCUCUUCUGGGAGCCCUCUCAAACUUUUUGGAAACCAUGAUACCUUCACCAACAACAGGCUUCUGCGCCGAAUGAGCCAGUUUGAAGAAACGUUUGGCGAUCUGUCCGAGGAAGACGAGCCGGUUUCGCCUUCCGAAGAGGCCAGGCGUAAAGGAGAGAGCCGAAGUUUCUUGCAUGUGAGGCAGGAAACGCCUGGCGAUCGCUCCACGAGAAGACAAGAACGUCCACGCUCCCGCAACAUGAUGAAGCCUAGAAUUAGCCGAUUUGGUGAUGGCGAACUCGAUCAUUUUGAUUUCUCGGACACAAGCCCGUAUGAACCCAAAUUCUUGAAUAAUGACGUCGAAGAGUCCAACUUCCACCCCUCUUCUCGCCGAAAACCUUCUGGUAGACGACAACAUCCUCGACAUAGUGCUUUUGGAAACCACAACCGCGACUCUGAGAUACAUAGGCCUAGCUCCAGCCGAGCACCAAGAAUGAGGCCGCAGCCCAGCGUUGAUCAGAUGGACAAUCCAGACGACUGGGAAAACCAAUGGACAAGGGACACCCCAGCCAAGGAUCCGAACCCGAAAAGGCGCAGAACCAUUCUAAGCCUUGAUAUCUCGGGAGGUGAAGUUUACGGGGCAACGGAGGGCAACGGUCAGCCGACUGAUAAUUUGUCCCUACUGCAGAGAAGCUUGAUCCAACAUGGCAUGGAUCAUGGUAACGAGGACUCACUUCUUCCACAAGAAUCCACACCGAGACCCAGAACUCCAACCCCAAGUCAAACAAGGUCGUCGUUGAGGAAGAGAUCUUCGUCUAACAGAGACGGUGAUUUAAACGCCCGCAUAGGCGCAAUGUCUCCCCAGGAGGCGAAAAUACCGAUGGUGAGGGUGACGGGCGUCAAUGAACAGAUCCGAAAGGGAUCAAUCACAACGCAAGAUUUCUUGAACGAAGCCACGAAAAUUAUGGACAUAAUCAGAGCAAAGGGCAAACCCGCUGGCGGCCUCUCGAGCGUCGAGGAGUCUGAUUCCGAGGGAGAUGAUGCCGAGACUUAUGAAGAUGAGUCGACUCGAGAAGAAUUCUCGCGCCCUCCAAGUCGUGAAGGUGUAGAUAUACGCAAAUUACGAGAGCCUAAAGAGCCUAAUCCCCGAAUCUUGAGCCAUCUCAAGAGAUUCCAGGAACAUGAUGACCCGGAAUUUGGUGUCAACUCUUCCGUCAUGUCUCUGCACCUGGAGAAAGGUGACAGUAAAGGAGGAGAGAACCUUGAGCACCCGAAACGGAAACACCCAAGCAAUCCGAAUGAGGAACGAAAUACUGAUGUGGACCCUCCCCUGACGAUGGACACCCAUGUUUCCUCCAAAAGCCUGAGCUCACGCUCGAUACCCACUGCCUCUUCUUUCAGCUCACAUGCGAAGGGAGUGUUGUCUUCUGAUAUUGUAUCGCGUUUGAUCCCCGAACAGGUGAACGGGUUUACCUAUGAUCGUUCCAAGCACCAAUGGGUCAAAGAGAAGCAUGAACAGUCCCAAGAGAAGCCGAAGGGUGACGAUAGCGAAGAGGACCCUUUCAAGGAUAUCCCUGACCUCAGCGUGGAUGAACUACAGGAAAUGAUGAGGGUACACAGUUUAUCCUCGCCCGACAAAACAAAAAGUCUUCCGAGUCAAAGAGGGGAAAACCUUGCAAGUUCUGUCGGUACCAGAAUAUCCGACUCGAAGUCUGGCUCUGGCUCAAAGCCGGCUGUUGUCGAGGCGCCGGCUAGCGGUAGUACUCUUCGUUCCAAGUUGACUCGUUUUACUUCUAGCGCCCCGAAUACAGCAACGGGAGCCACUUCAUGGGGUACGGACGAGCAGAAAGACACUGAAACUUCAAGUGAAGUCGAGCACGAGAUCCAACUCCAUGAAGGGCGCUUGUCAAAGCCUCCGCGACAUGACCGAGACAUUCAUCAUCAGGCCCGGGUCGUAACAAUCAGUUUCUCUUCUCCUCUAGUUUCCCAUAUUGUCUACAACGAUGGCAGCCAAACAGGAUCCGUACGUCAUGCGGCAAAUACGAUCGAACAGGGUGCUGGAACUACAGCACAAGGGCCAUACGGCCGCCCAGGGCCUAGCCGACCUUCUCAACUUAUCGCAAACCGUGGCCCUCCGGGAGGACAUACUUUCCUACAGCAUUUCCUCUCCAAAACAGAAGAUAAGAGUGAGUUCGCGGACAAUGAUCUAAGCAUACUCCGUGGAGACUCCGGGGACAUAGAGUCUACUCCUGACAAGGAUCAUCCAGAGACCUCCAUGAUGUACCUCACACAAACUGGCUCAGAUACAACAUAUAGUUUCCAUCUCAGUCCUCUACCUGACUUCACCGCCGACGGGAUUGACCAGCCAUUACACCUGGAAUUGAGUUACGUCGCUCAGCGCACGCGCUCUACAUCCUUGCGCCAAGUCCAUGGGACUUUUGCUCUGGCGACUGAGGAUCUGGUCAAGCACUUGACCGAAGCAGAACCUUUUGAGCCGUACUGGGAUCAUGUACGACGCUUGGUCCUUCGAGACAAAGGGCUGAUAACGCUACACAAAUUGAACGAGUUUUGUCCGCGUCUAGAGGACCUUGACGUCUCGGAUAAUGAGAUAGGCCAGCUGGGUGGUGUGCCCAGGAGUUUGAGGACUCUCAGAAUACCACGGAAUUGUCUUUCGAACUUGACUGCGUGGGGCCAUUUGGUUAACCUACAGUAUCUGGAUGUAUCCAACAACGAGCUGGACAGCCUGAAUGGCUUCGGUAGUCUUAUUCAUCUGAGAGAGCUCAAAGCAGACAGAAACAAUAUCCGGAAUAUUGAUGGUAUACUCGAUCUGAACGGCCUUUUGACGUUGAAGCUGAGUAACAACUCACUCGCGGCGAUUGAUUUUGGCACUGGAGAAUUGACCCGCUUGCAAGAAUUAGACCUGGGUCACAACCGGCUGGUAUCCGUUCGGCACCUCGACUCCCUCCCAUCCUUGUCAAAGCUUGACCUCAGCUCCAACCAGCUGAAGCAGAUCGAUGUAUCAGCGCCCUUGCGGAUGCUACGAUCACUGAAGCUUGCAAGUAAUCAGCUUGAGACUCUCGAUGUCAGCAUGUUCCCGUCUUUGAACCUUCUCUAUAUUGAUCAGAAUUUUCUGUCUACGGUAUUCGGUCUAGAACGGUGCCGCGCCUUGGAGAUUCUAUCAGUUCGUGAGCAAAAGUCGAGCAGUCAGAAAAAUGCAUACCUGGACAUCGACCUAGGAAAACUCAAAGACAUCCGCAAGGUAUUUCUUUCUUCGAAUAAACUAUCAGCGCGGACUCUCUCACCCUCCGCCCCACUCCUGGGCUUACAACUUCUCGACGCUGCCUCAUGCAAUCUGCAGACUCUACCUGCAGAUUUCUCCUCGAACUUCCCCAACCUGAAAGUUCUGAACCUCAACUUCAAUUCGUUAAGCAGUAUCACUGAAUUGGUGGGCUUGAACUGCCUUUCCCGGCUGGUUAUUGCUGGCAAUUCUAUUGUACGAAUGAGAAAGCUAUGCCAGGUUCUGAGUCGCAUCGGACGAACCAAGCAAGGACAAGGUUGCUCUCUUCACAAGGUCGAUCUCAGGGGAAAUCCCCUCACAUUGCGGUUCUAUCCACCGGCUCUGACUGGGAACGGCAAAGGUGCUGACAAAAGGAGGAUAAGAGCAAUCCCGGAAGAACGCAAGAAGACAAAGGGUGGCUUAGAUCUUACCUCUGCCCUAGCUGAUGUAGGGCCACGUGAGACUGAUAUACGUCCCACGCUUUGGGAGACACCUGCCGAAACAGAGCUGGACAUCGACGAUCCAUACACUCUGCCAACUGCAGAUGCGCAGGCAGACCAGAAAUACCUAUCCCAUCUGGAUGAUGCGACACGUCUUCGUCGCAGAAUAUUUGAGCUCAUGCUGUACGCCGGAACCGGCGGUUCGAUCAAGCUCCUGGACGGAUUGGAAUUUCGACCUGUACUAACCGAAGGUUCUGAUAUGGAUCAUGCAUGGUCGAAACUGGAGCAACUCGGUGUGCUGAAGAAAAAGGCUAUCACCCAAUAAUAAUUUUCUUUCUCUUCCCAGUUGCUGUCAAAAUCCUGGCAACAAUCAUUUUGUCUUGGGGUCCGUUGGUUAUCUGUUAUAUUGCAGGAACGGAGUUUGGCAAUUGCAUUCACGGCGUGACUACUCUGAGCGUAUUAUUACAUCGACCUCUUUUCUAUUCCUCCGUUUUCAUUGUUUCCAUGUUGGAGUACUUAAUUUCUUCCGAUGAGGGUUCGGCGUUAUAUGGCGGCAGACAUUUGCAUAUUUGGAGUUCAGGUUCAUGAGGAAUCGUUGAGCGAUACCAUUUAGCAUUAAUGACAAACAAGC
Aspergillus novofumigatus IBT 16806 is the source of this 5316-nucleotide messenger RNA. RefSeq lists its product as uncharacterized. The record is from RefSeq and is a predicted model, not a curated record. NCBI's taxonomy places the organism in Eukaryota, Fungi, Ascomycota, Eurotiomycetes, Eurotiales, Aspergillaceae. Bases 1 to 5010 code for a protein of 1669 amino acids. Gene Ontology annotation, molecular function: protein binding. The transcript has 3 exons.